GAGAGCGAGAGCCCGCGCGCGCGCCAUGUUUCCUGCGGCGGGCAAGGGCGAGCGAAGAAGUCUGCGCGGAAGCGCGCGGCUCUCGUCCAAGAUGUCGGGAAGACUGUCCCGGUUGCGUGCACUGCGGCCGCGGCCGCAGCAGCAGAGGCGCGCGAGAACGGAGCCCGUCGCCGUCAGCCCCGCGACGACGACGACGCGGCCGGAAGGUAACCUUAAAGGGGCCGCGGCGAGUCACGAGGUGGAGCGCGAUGCGAGGAGAAGAUACGACGCGUGGAAGGGCGAAGAUACUCCGGGCGCCGCUCUGAACAAAGCGGCCGAGAUGGACGGGGGUGACAAGGACGACGAGCUGACGAUGACCGCCAUCGACGAGCAGAAGCAGGAGGAGGAGGAGGAAGAGGAGGAGGAGGAGGAGGAAGCGAUGCUGGACGGCGGCGACGUUGAAGUUGACGUCGACGUCGACGUCGACGUCGCCGUCGCGGUGAAUGCCGAGGGUUCGGCCGACGGCGAGGCGGCGGUCGAGCAGGCGUCUUACGAGUGCAAGACCUGUAAACCGUCGAGAACGCUGCCGAGUAUCAAGGCCUACUUCGAGCACCUGCGAAAGCAGCACGGAUACAAGGGCAAAAACGGGCACAGUCCAGUCGAAAAUCGUUGCCCUGCGUGUUCGUAUGUCGCAUUGAACGUGAAAGAUCUUGAAAAUCACCAAAGGGUGCAUCAUUUGAAAAGAAAAUUCUUUCGAUGCGCAAAAUGCGAUUACGUGACGCACAUCAGAGCGCGUUAUACUAAGCAUGUUAAAUAUCAUUCUAUGCCGAUGAUCAAGUGCGAUGCUUGUGAUUUUAGUUCAGCGUAUAAGUGGAAUCUAGAAAGACACAUGCGGAAUCACGGAGGUGGAGGUGCUUUCAAAUGUCGUGCAUGUAAUUUUACCGCUGAUAUCCGUCAGAGCUUAACGGUGCAUGAGUCGUAUCAUCAUGACCCACCUGUGGGUCAAGUCAACCGCAAAAGUAAUAACGCUUUCGAACGUAAGCCACGAAAUAGUCCAAAGCGUUACAAUCAGGUUGGAGCCAGCGACUUUCGAGAGGCGCUGAGCAAGGGUGGCGGAAGUACAACCACGUCGGCCGGUUCUUCCGACUCGUUCGUAUCAGAUCACUCGUUAAUCUCGAUAGACGAUAAGAAAAAUGCGGCUUGCAUCGAGCUUAAGUGCGAGAAGAAGGGCUGCGAAUUCUCAACCGCCUGGAAUUCCGAGAUGCAGCAACAUUUAGCGGAAUGUCACGCGCCGGUCGUUCCGUCGAAGCCGAGAAAGCCGCUGCCGAUGUUGAUUCCGCUGAGCCUGGCGGGCUCCAAGUCCAAUAACGCGCACAACAGUAGUAGUAGUAGUAGUAGCAGCAGUAGUAGCGGGCCGCCUACGACCCUGCUCAAGGUCCCGCGUGUCAGAGUGAGACCUGAGCUGGCGCAAAUCGCGAGAGACACGGAGCUGGCUAAGAUAAGCAAGGAGGCCGUGAGUUUGAGGAGGAAUCUCCACGCGGCUGGUGUAUUUGAGAGAAAGAACGCUUCCUUCUUCGAUAAACUGAAGGAGAAGCUAACGACGACCGCGACGUCGAUUAAUAACGGUGUGCCGGAGGUAGCUGUAAGUAGCGAAAACGACUUGAAAUGCUGGUGUACGUUUAAAGCUGGUAGCAUGGAAGAGCUAGCUUGCCACAGACAGACACACCACACCGCGCUCAGCGUGUCCGUGGGCACGACACGUUGCCCUAAGUGUAGAAGACGUUGCAAGAGUACGACCGAUCUCCAAACGCAUAUGCAAUCCUGCCACUCGCGCAACGACGCUACGCCGUCCGUCGAUAGUAGUUUAGAGAAAGUAACGAAUCGCUCAGACGUCCGCAUGACCUCGUACCGCGACGAAUGCUCUUUUUCGCCGCAGCUGGAUUGGGACGCGAAUGUCAGAGGACUAAAUUCUUCUGGAUCCUCGUUCGAAGGUGGUCCGACACAUCCGGGCGGACGGCGGGUAUUCAAAUGUCCCCAUUGUCCGUUUUGGGCUUCCACCGCAAGUCGCUUUCACGUACAUAUAGUCGGUCAUUUAAACCGGAAGCCGUUCGAGUGUUCAAUGUGCGCGUAUCGUUCUAACUGGCGAUGGGACAUCACAAAACAUAUUAAGCUUAAAGCGGCUAAAGACGCAGUGCAUACGAGCGCCAGAGUGCUCAUGACGGAUGAGACAGGUCGACGGAAUUAUUCCAAAUAUAACAAAUACCUCGCACAGGUAGAACAGCAAUCGUGGGACGAGGAUCGUAUGGAGCAGCGUAGCAUAGAGGAAACCAAUUCCGAUGAGUCGUCGACCAAGUUGUUGAUCGUGGGCAACAAGGAGUACGUUCCGAUCGCUGGCCCGGCCCCGCAGUCCGCUGUCACGAUUUUACCUUCGAGCGAGGCGAGUCAGAACAGUCACGGUGUAGACAUGAGUCUGCGACCACCGCCCCCGCUUAAAGCGGCGAUCAGAAAUCGCGGGCAGUCUCUGUUGAAGACCAGUCCUAUCACGAUGCACAUUACCACCCCUAGCGGUGGCGGCGCGGUCUCCAUAUCCCCAGCGGUGGACGAGAGUAAACGCACUCAGUGGAAGUGUAAACGCUGUGAUUACCGAGACACCAACAAGAGCAUGGUGAUGUUACAUGUCAAGACUCACAAACCUACCGAUCACGAGUUCAUGGAGGAAAGGAAUCCGUUUGGCUGCGGGGAUUGUCCGUUUUCGGCAUCGGAUGCUGCCACGCUGUCCCUUCACAGGAUGCACCAUCGGCCGAACUUCGAAGCUAUAUUUAAAUGCUAUCUUUGUCCAUACUACGUUAGUACAAAGGCAGAACUGUUGGAACACGCUAGGCUCCACGGGGAAGAGCUGGCAGCUAUACAUCAGCAAAACGUAGAUUUCCAGUUUUCAAACUCCAAGAAUCAACUGCACCAGGUGUCGAUUACCGAGGGCGGCGUUUCUCGAACGAAAGACGAGUCCAUAGAACAAGUGAUUCAUAUAACGUCGCGUGUCAACAACGUAACGGCGACUUCGAAAACAGCGGCAGCUCAGCAACCACCACCCCCACCACCCUCGCUUCUUUUGGAUACCCGAUCCCUUCCAAAUGCCCCACUUGUUUGGGUGUCACGGCUAGAUGGUACACUGACGAAGAUGCUCAAGUGUCGCCAUUGUCCAUACAUUUCGUCGCGGCACGCAGAAGUGCGCGAUCACGAGACGAUGCACGUGGAUGUGCCGACUCAGGGUCCCCUGAUCGCCUGCACGGACUGUAGCUUCACCUGCUCGCAGCGGGAGGUCAUGAUCGCGCAUACAGAGAUGCACGCGGGCUCUCUGGGUACCAUACACUGUCUCGUCGACGAGACGCGACCUGAUGCUCAACAGGUGAACGAUCUGACCACACUGCUUGACAUGACGCACAACCCCGUGCUGGGCUCUGAACCCGAUCUACAAGACUCGCGUCUGGUGCACUGCUGCGGUAAGUGCCCGGCACGGUUUCUGUGCGAGAAAGAGCUGCGUAUCCACCUGCGUUACCAUACCACGGAGCUGGCGUAUUCAUGCCAAUGGUGCUCGUACGCAGCGCGGCAGCAGGCACAUCUCCUGGCGCAUCAGAAGGCGCACUCGACGGAGUAUCAGGACCGCACCAAGUACCUGCUGUCCGUGUACGGUCACUCGCAGCGUUACCCACCGCCCGCAACAGCAUGCGUCGAGGCGGAAAAUCGGGAGAACAAUGACGACGCGCCGAGCGUCGCGUGGAUUGUCGUCGAGAUCAACGAGAACGCGAAUGUCUCGUACAGCGCGAUCAACGGCACCACGGCGACCGUUCAGAGAACGGUGUUUACGUGUGCCAAGUGUCCGGCUCGUUACUUCAAACUGGAUGCGUUGGAGUACCACAUGACGUUGCACGGUUCGAAUAACCGGUUCAAGUGCAACGACUGCGAUUAUUCAUCCAAAACGGCACAGAAUCUGUUGAAGCAUCAAGUGGUACACCGACGGCACAACGAAACUAGCGAGGUGACCGCGGAGCUGGCGUCCAACACCGCCGCUCCCGUCGACUCCGCUCUCGCGACGUCUUCUCCCGAAUCGCCGCUGCAGUCCGGGUCCGCGACACUGGAUCCGCAAUUUGGUAUCUUUAUGCGUGGAAAUCCCAACUUUGUUUAUCCGGGUUACCUGAGGAAUGGCCGUUUGAAGGAAAAGCGCUACAAGUGUCACAAAUGUCCGUCCGCUUUUGAGAAGCGCGAACAGUACCGGGUUCAUCUGACCCUGCACGGCGCGAAGCAGCGCUAUCGCUGCGACACGUGCGACUACUCGGUCAAAUACUAUGCGAAUUACGUACAGCAUCUGAGGAAGCACCAGGCGAACGCGGAAGCACAGGCAUCUCGCAGGCAAUACGAGGACGAUCGGAUCUCGGUCGAUAGCGACAGCAUCACCGACAUGGCCGCGCCAACGUCGUCGCGCAAGUCCUCGCGAUCCUCCGCUGCCGCUGUUAACAUGCUCGCAUUGUCUUCCGCCAACAAUGCGUCCAAUGUCAAUAACGCGCUGCAGCCGUCCAAUCAGGAUAGGCAGAGUUUGCUGCUGAUGCAAAAGAAGGGCAUAAUCUCGUCAACGGGCGAGACCGACGCGGAGAGGAUCCGCUGCCAGAGCUGUCCGUUCUCCACCACCGACAAGGACGUCAUGGAUACGCAUAAGCGUCGCCACGGCAUCGAGCGUAUGACGCCGUCGUGCCCGCAUUGCGACUACAUUCCGCGGAAAGACGAGAACAUCAACGAGCACAUCAAGCUACACUUCACGAGACUGUACAAGCCCGAGUCCUAUCUCAUCGUCGAGCUGCUGACGCUGACGAUGGAGAAGGUAUCCACGAACAGCAAGAACGACAAGGGCAGUCAGCGGUUGCAGGAGGUGUUGUUCAAAGAAUGCUCCGACGGUAGAUUCCUGCCGCUCACCGAAUCGAUCAACUCUUUUUCCCUAGGUACCUCCUCCACAUCAACGAAGGCUACUAAGGAGAAGGUCACUGUAGAUCCAAACACGGGCGAGACCAAACACCAUCGUUUUGCCACGUAAAUCGAACCUUUACCUUUAGCGAUUUGUGUCAGCCACAAAUACAACGUGUUUAUAUGCCUUUUUCUAUGUAAGAGACUGGUUCGAAAUUGUGGCAGACAACGUAGUUGAUCUCGCGAACGAUUAUAGAAUUAUAUAAUGCGCAUUGUAAAAAUCGGCGAUCUUGUUUUCGUUUAUAGUUAACGGAGGUUAUCAGAAUUGCACAUCUUAUUUCUAGAAGUUUAAAUAAAAGAGUAUGUAUACAUACAAAGAUUCGCCUUUUUCGAUGGCAAUGCAUACGCGGCGUGCUUUGUCCGAUUGCAUUCGCUUCUGAUUUUUUAUGCAUUUCAUCACUGAUUAGUGUUCAGUAACUUGGACUGACAAUGUGUGUGUGAGCAUACUCUAUGCCAAGUUAAUACAUUGUACGUACGCCAUAUUUUGUUAAUACGUUGGCUAACGAUGGGCACAAGACGAAUCUAAUCGCUUCUAAAAUAUGAAAAUUGUGAAAAUUUUUAAUAAUUUCACAUACUGAAGAACCAAAAAUGAGUGUACAGCUUUAGUAAUUGAACACUUUCAUGAUCAUUGGAAGCUUCACAGGUUUUACUGACACAAGUCCUUAAAAAGGUGACUUGAUAAUGUAACAUGCAUUCUGUUAUCGGAAAAAAACAGAUUAACAAAAAGACAAAAAUUUGAUUUAGUCGUGGAAGACUUAAAAUGACUUAAGUAUCUACAAAUCUCAAGAAUGAUUCAAAUUUAAGUUUUUUUAUAAGUAUUUUUAUAAAAUGUGAAUAUACUUUGAAAUUCAAUGAUGAUAAAUCUUCACGUUGGCUCUAUACAGUAUGACAAUAUUAUGCCACAAUCAAAAAUUAACUAAUUGAUUUCUUAGGUAUAUAACAUUUUCAGAUAUUUGCUUCUUUGAACAUUCGAAGCAGUGCAAAGUGUGUGGGUGCAUAUAUAUAUAUAUAUAUAUAUAUAUAU
This is a messenger RNA of Vollenhovia emeryi, 6016 nucleotides long. Its product is annotated as zinc finger protein 91-like. Gene Ontology annotation, molecular function: RNA polymerase II transcription regulatory region sequence-specific DNA binding; DNA-binding transcription factor activity, RNA polymerase II-specific. The record is from RefSeq and is a predicted model, not a curated record. NCBI's taxonomy places the organism in Eukaryota, Metazoa, Arthropoda, Insecta, Hymenoptera, Formicidae. The coding region runs from base 26 to 5062 and encodes 1678 amino acids. The transcript has 10 exons. Gene Ontology annotation, biological process: regulation of transcription by RNA polymerase II. Gene Ontology annotation, cellular component: nucleus.